Messenger RNA from Meriones unguiculatus (Mongolian gerbil), 2756 nucleotides. RefSeq names its product histone H1.3. The transcript has a single exon. The coding region runs from base 59 to 727 and encodes 222 amino acids. Gene Ontology annotation, biological process: nucleosome assembly. Gene Ontology annotation, cellular component: nucleosome. Gene Ontology annotation, molecular function: structural constituent of chromatin; DNA binding. The record is from RefSeq and is a predicted model, not a curated record. Lineage: Eukaryota; Metazoa; Chordata; Mammalia; Rodentia; Muridae.
GAUCAACCCUCCCUGACAGUUUCUGCUUACUUUUGGCCUCUCCAGCAAGGCGUGAGACAUGUCCGAGACGGCUCCCGCAGCUCCUGCGGCCCCUGCACCUGUGGAGAAGGCACCUGUGAAGAAGAAGGCGGCCAAGAAGACCGGCGCCGCCGCCGGGAAGCGCAAGGCGUCCGGCCCCCCGGUGUCCGAGCUCAUCACCAAGGCCGUGGCCGCCUCCAAGGAGCGCAGCGGCGUGUCCCUGGCCGCGCUCAAGAAGGCGCUGGCGGCCGCCGGCUACGACGUGGAGAAGAACAACAGCCGCAUCAAGCUCGGGCUCAAGAGCCUGGUGAGCAAGGGCACGCUGGUGCAGACCAAGGGCACGGGCGCCUCCGGCUCCUUCAAGCUCAACAAGAAGGCGGCUUCCGGCGAGGCCAAGCCCAAAGCCAAGAAGGCGGGCGCUGCCAAGGCCAAGAAGCCCGCGGGGGCGGCCAAGAAGCCCAAGAAGGCGACCGGUGCCGCCACCCCCAAGAAGGCCGCCAAGAAGACUCCGAAGAAGGCUAAGAAACCUGCGGCCGCCGCGGCUGCCAAGAAAGUUGCCAAGAGCCCGAAGAAGGUGAAGGCAGCCAAGCCCAAGAAGCCAGCCAAGAGCCCCGCCAAGGCCAAAGCCCCCAAGCCUAAGGCUGCCAAGCCCAAGGCUUCCAAGCCGAAGGCCACCAAGGCAAAGAAGGCCGCCCCUCGCAAGAAGUGAAGUGGCCUGUCCUGCCUUAAACCUCAACGGCUCUUUUCAGAGCCACCCACAGUUUCAUUCAAAAGAGCUGAGCUUUCUCUGGUAACGUUUCUUCCUGUUGCUCCGGUCAGCUGACUAUACAGCUGUGCGGCCUGAGCACAGCCUAGUAAAUGCUUUCCGUGGGUGGCGUGGGGUAACGCGUUAGGAAGGUCCUAGACCACGCUAGAAAGUUGGCGUUAUUUUUAGCACAUGUUUGCUUCUGGUGGAGGCAGUAUCCCUGUGUGGAAGUUUAAGGCUUCCGGGCUUGUUUUCUCUACUAGGCUUUUUUUUUCCUUUUUCCCUUAACGCGCAGAGGUUCUUGGCGGGAAGUCUUAAUCUGUGGCGCCCAGGCGUGGUAAACGCACAGGCUUCUCUUGUAAGACAGUCCUCCAGCGGGGUUACAGGCUGGAGUUUGAGUUUUCCUUUCCAAUCUCUUGUCUCCAAACUGGUUUUGAGAACUAACCAAUCAGACCAUCCUGAGUCCAUGAGUGGGGACCGUUGCACCAACCAGAGAGUGUGAUGUUAAGGUUUGCGUUGAUGUAUGGGACGCUGGCAGUUUUUCUGUCCCUGCCCCUUCUCUUCCAAGAGCUCUGGAAUUCUGUCCUAAGGGUUUGAGAGGUUGAGUUUUUUAUGGUGAAAGAACAUGGAUUUCCUACAUUACCAUUCUCGGAGUUUUUAGGGACUGAUCUCAUUACCAUUCUGUUUAGCCUGCUGCAAACUUUUCUAACACCCUGAAUGUAAGGCUGCAGUAUUUCACGCUGCUUCCUCCUACAUUGUCCUGAGUUUAUCUGUUCUUCCUUAUUUGUGAGUUGAGCAGCAAAGAACGUGAAGGAAAAGCUGUUUUUGGAAGGUUGCUGGACUGCUUCCCCCCCCCCCCCCCGCCGCAAAAAAGUGUAUGUGUGUUUGACAGCAGGGUCCACUUUCUUUUUAUCCCCAUGAUGUAAGAAUUGUACAGAUGCUCAGUGAAGGUCCUGGUAGGGAGAAAUCACGUAUCACUUUUUUCUUUCCCCACGAAUGUUCCCCUGGAGGCAAACACCUGUGCCAACUGAGACAUCACAUUUGUAUACUUAAAACAAUUCAAUAUAGCACCUCUUUAAGAAGACAGUGGGCCUCUGUCAUCUUAAAGAUGGUUCAGUGGGUAAAGGAUCUUGUAGCUAAACCUGAAGACCUGAGUCCAAUCCCAGGAACCCACGUGAUGGGAGAAAACAGACUCCUGAAAGGUGUUCUUUGACCUGUGUAACACACACACACACACACACACACACACAUGCUAAGGUAGAACUGUAGCGAUGGGCACUGAAUUUGAGUUUGAUGUAAUUGAAAAGAUAAUUUAAAGGAUAGGUAGCUUCCUAUUGCAUUUUGCAGUGCCUGCAAUAUUGGAAGUGCAUAUAUAAUCAGAUACUUGCAGAAUACCCUGCAGUCACUGUGUCUCCAAAUGAAGUUCAUGUCCUAGGUGUUCCUUGUGUCUGCUGCCAGAGUUGAUUCUCUGAUCAAGAAACACAGGAAAAGAUAGGAUCAUAGCCACUGCUUUUCUUAUCCUGCAUACUUUAAGUACUUAAAAAUUAUUGUUUCAAGAGUAUGUUUAGCUUUUCACAGACAUUCCCAUUGACUGCACAACAAAACGGAAGUUGUGGACUGCUGAGCAGGUCUCCAGUGGCACAAGACCCAGUGAAAUGCUCGUUGCCAAGCUUAUACUCCUUAAUCCCAACAUUCAGAAGGUGGAGGCAGGCCCAUUUCCCUCUUGUUUCGUUCUCCUCUAUGACUGAGUAUUUGAUUGAAUUUAUAAAUUCUCAUGAACUGAAUUAGAAUACUGUCUUACAUCAGUUGGAUUUAGACGUUUAAAAGAAAUACAUAAAUAUAUAUUAAUAAUGCAUAUGAACAUGAUUGGAAUGUUUUUCUGACCUUGGGGUCUAAUUUCGUACAAUGUCCUUUACCUGCUGGGUCAUGCAGCUCCAAAUAUAGGAGAAUAUAGAAAAUAAAAAUUCCAUAUGUGAAAUGUCAAUAUUUACUA